UUUUUUUUUUUUUUUUUCUUUUUUUCCUUUUUCCUCGUUUAAAGCUUCUUGCUGCUACAUAAUUACCGACUCAUUACAGCUCGGGUCCUGCCUAGAGAUUUGUAAAGAACAUCGAGAAUCAGCGGUAGGCUCGUGAGGCUCGGAAAGCUCAACAUUUUCAACUCGCCUGAUGAUGAUGCGGAUCACCCUAGGGAUCCUGCUUCCCUGGUUGCUGCUGUUUCCUUCUCGACGUGGGCCCGGCUGUUUUUCUCCCAACCGAGUCCAACCAAGUCAGUGGCGGGACAACUGCUGACCACGGAGGAUAGGACAAUGGUUAAUUGUGUGCCCAUCGAGCCUGACCGAAGCUCUUGGGUCGCUUAUUCUCAUGACGCCGGGGUCACGGUUUAUGGGUGGCCGUCUAAGGGCGGUGUGUAUACCCUGCAUGACUGCCUUGGAGUCGAGAUCGAAUUUCUCGGCUUUGACCGGUUUAACCCACCCACGUCGCGAGCAGGUUCGCAAGCUGAAGAGGAUGCACAUUGUGACCGUAUGUGUCGUCUUGGGGCUACUUGGUGGAAAGACGAAAAGGGAAUGGACCUAUUGACGAGGGAGCUGGAGGGCCUGAAGGAUUCGGAUGAGUACGUUCGGGUCGGCUGGCCCGCGGGGGGUGGUAUGUGGGUUUUACACACCACCGUUGAAGAAGCAAGCAAGAAAGGAACUGGAUUGAUCCAUAAUGCGUACAACAUGGAGGAACGAUGCAAAGUCAUUGAGCAAAUGGGAGGUGUCUUUUACGCAGAUCCCAACGAUUGCCCCUACCUUGAUCUGCCCUGAUGCCAGAUGCUAUUAUUACAGAUAGUAUCCAUGUCUGGUAGCUAAUGAGUAAUCUUUCAUUGCCAUAUC
Aspergillus glaucus CBS 516.65 is the source of this 876-nucleotide messenger RNA. RefSeq lists its product as uncharacterized. The transcript has 2 exons. Lineage: Eukaryota; Fungi; Ascomycota; Eurotiomycetes; Eurotiales; Aspergillaceae. Bases 310 to 807 code for a protein of 165 amino acids. The record is from RefSeq and is a predicted model, not a curated record.